ACGAACGCUUUCCUUCUCUACCUUACCUUCUCUUCUCUACUUGACUUCAUCGCUUGUUUCUGCUGGCAGAUUACCUUCCGUUCAUUCCUAUAUAUAUCUUUUACGUUAAAACAUAUUCAUCAUGAAGUUCACUGUUCUCACUAUCCUCGCACUCGGUGCAUCGACAUCAGCCUAUGUCGUGCCCAACACAAAGGUAGCUGUGGAGGACAAGGCGGUAAAUGCUGCUCGCAUGCCGGUAAGUUCCAGCUAUUUCCACAUCAUGGCCAUCUCGUUCUGACUCUGCACAGGCAAGUGGACCAGUCCAAGCUGCUCAUCUCGCAGCCGCGCUCCUAGCACGUGACCCAGCACCUCACCACAAAGGCAAGGGAAAAG
Messenger RNA from Dothidotthia symphoricarpi CBS 119687, 372 nucleotides. RefSeq lists its product as uncharacterized. NCBI's taxonomy places the organism in Eukaryota, Fungi, Ascomycota, Dothideomycetes, Pleosporales, Dothidotthiaceae. The coding region runs from base 122 to 277 and encodes 51 amino acids. The record is from RefSeq and is a predicted model, not a curated record. The transcript has a single exon.